Molecule: messenger RNA, 1734 nt
Organism: Trichoderma gamsii
Lineage: Eukaryota; Fungi; Ascomycota; Sordariomycetes; Hypocreales; Hypocreaceae
Exons: 1
Coding region: 1-1734 (577 amino acids)
Source: RefSeq, a predicted model, not a curated record
AUGGCGUCUACCCACAGCAACACAGCCUCAAUAGAGGAACCACGGCGCGCUCCGUCAGAACCUAUUGAUGCGGCUGCAGGAGAGCGACAGACCCAGACAUCGGCUGCUGGCACUGAUGCCGUUUGUGCCGACAAAGCCUCCAAUGCUUCCAGCAUUACCAAGAAUGGCGGCGAUUCGGACGGCGUGCAGCAACAGCUGCCCCAGGAAGACAAACAGCGGCGGCAUCCAGAAAUACAGCAGCAGCAGCAGAUUUAUCACCGCGAGGGAGUUUCCACGCCUGUGUUUAAUGAGAAAUCCGACGCCUCCAUUGCAACGCCUAAGACAGCCGUCUUGCCGCGUGCCACCACGUUCGGAUCUACCCUCACCACAUUAACCGCUGCCUCUUCCACCGGCCUCCUUUCCGCUCCUCCUGCAUGCGACAUUCCUGAAUCGACGCCACCAGAUCGCGUCGCCCUAGUCAGGGCCAAGAGGGGAGACGGCUACGUGCCUCAGAGCAACCAGUUGAAGAACGAUCUCUACCGUGCUGUCGGUUUCCUGGAGCUGGCUAAUGCAGGCGAUUUUGCUGCCAAUGUGUGGAACGAGUACCCCGUCCCGGUAUAUGCAACCGUCUUUAUGGCGGUUGGAGCAACAUUCGCCGGCGUCAUGUCCGUCUAUGCCCUUCUCGACUCACGGCGUGCCUUUCGGAAUGUCAAGUUCCUUCGCAAGCAGCGUCGAGAGUUGAAGGAGGCGCGAGCUUGCAGAGCGGCAAAGUCACUGCCCACCAGAGAUUUGGAUGUCCUCUUGUCCGUCAACUUUCGCGAGCUUGGUACAGAAGGUGUCAACCGCUGGGCGCUCAACAUGUUUAUGGGCGUCGGUGCCGUGCUCAUCUGCGUAGGCACGUAUCUUGCCAUUGCUGGAGCCAACAAGGGCAUCUUCUUGGCCAGUAACCUGCUCUCUGGAUACAUCGGUAAUGCCCCAAUCGCCAUCUUUGGCGCCACCAACUCUUGCUGGGCGUUCUACAUCCUCUGCAAGGCCCAGGGGCACAUCAACGCAGCUAAAAAGGCCAUUCCGGGCACCCAAUCCCUGGCUCUGAUAAAGAGGCGCAGCAGGAACGUGCAGAUUUAUACUGGCAUCAACGGCACUGCCACGAUCUUAGGAGGAGUCGGCUCCAUGAUCACCGCAACACGGUGGUGGGGCUACGUGAUACUAAUACCCGUCAUCUUGGCUUCGGUUUUCUGCAAUUACUGGUGGCGUACCAGAGCUGGCUAUUCUCGCAGAGAUCUGGUGCCCUAUGGAUUGUCGAUAUUCAGCGUCGAUGAGCUGUCUACAGCCUUGGAGUUUGCUGCAAGAGCAGAAGCUAAGAUCAAAGAGCAAAAGAAGACACCGAUCAACUCAUUUGUUUCGGAUCCAUCGUCUCUGCGGUCCGUACUUACAUUUAUACAAGAACAGGAAUUACUUGAACCUUUUUGCCUACGGCUUGUUCAAGAUGCAGGCUUACGAACGACAAUCGGUUGUCCCAAUAGUCCUGCAGAAAUCGAAAUCACCGUCGAUUCUCUCCUGAAUCUGCCCAAAGAGUCUCACCCGGCCAUCAUUCAGAUCGCUCAGGACACAGUUCGAAAGAUCGGAUCGAAUCACUUUAAAUAUCGAGAGCGCUACGCGGCUGAACUGCUUGGCACAUACCUUGCUAUUUCACGGCAAGAAGCGAAAAAAAGAGACAAGAAAAAAUCUCAGUCUGAGAAGCCUACUCGGCGAUGA